Molecule: messenger RNA, 448 nt
Organism: Bactrocera neohumeralis
Lineage: Eukaryota; Metazoa; Arthropoda; Insecta; Diptera; Tephritidae
Gene: Tcs6
Exons: 2
Coding region: 107-448 (113 amino acids)
Cellular component (GO): EKC/KEOPS complex
Source: RefSeq, a predicted model, not a curated record
UGAACCUCUGAAUACAUGAAGAUCUUCGCAUGUUUAUAUCACGGUAGAGUUUAUAUACACCAUGAUAAGUGCAAGUUAAAAAGUAAUUGAUAAUAAUAAGUUAAAUAUGCAACCUUCAACAGAUUCAGGCUCUGAUGAACAUACAGAGAAAAAAGCUACUGAAGCGACUCUAAAAAUCCCAUUCGAAACAGCAAAGAGUGCAGAAAUUGCAUACCGUGUGUUAAGUGUGGAUAAAGAACCACGUCGCAAUUUUGUCAAAAAGGAGCUCCUUUUAUUGGGUGAUCAAAUAGAAGUGCAUUUUGUUGCCGACCAAGUAAAAAAUCUUCGCACAGCAAUCACAUCAUUUUUUGGUGCUCUUCUACUUUGUACGGAUACAAUAAAAGAAUUUGAGCUAAAAAACUCUGACAACGACAAUGCCGGAGCACACGCCAGCGCCAACUCCACAUAG